ACUCUCAAAUGUACAGGGCGAUGUAGGGGAAGGGACGUCUUCUCACACUGAAGUGCAGCUUGGUGCCGACCCUGCAGUAGGCACUGUAUCUCAGCAGAACCAGCAUUCGUGGAUACAGAGCAUGGGAUGGGGCCAUUAGAAGUGCCGCUGGAGCAAGCUGCACGGUGCCCUCAUUGCCACCAAACACUGCCUGCAUCAUUGAACAUCGAUGCACCUGGCACGUACAGUGUGCAAGCACGUUCUAGUGCAAUCGAUGAGCCCAGGCUUCAAUCUAAUCCCGAAGAGGUGGAGGCCCCUCCAGACGUUUUCAGGGCAUCCACGCCAGUGAUCGAAGGAGACAUUCAAGCCUUUGACGAUGACAUUAUUGAGUCUUGCUUCGUCGAGGAAGUUCCCCAUGUCACCAUUGAGGCAAGUGACGACAAGGAAAGCAGUGAACCAGGCUUCAUGGGAACAGAUGACACCUAUGAAGAGGAAUGGCUUGACCCAAACGACGUUUCCUUCCACCCAGAGCAGAGCAGUGAAGGGGACCGUUCAGUAAUCUUCAUGGAGGAACCUGCCACUGGGACUGCGGAUGAUACAAAAUAUAUUGUAUUCGAAUCGUGUCUCAGGCAACUACUCCAGAGAUGUCCACAGUGUGGCACACCAGGCUGUGUCGUGACCCUUAGAAACUUUGGUACAAUGGUGGAGGCAACAGUGACUUGUUCGAAACAACAUGUCACACUGUGGUCAAGUCAGCCAAUGCACCACGGCAAAGCCCUGGGGAACAUCCUGUUGUGCUGUGCUAUUUUGUUUUCGGGCAGCAGCCCUACCCAAGCACUCAGAAUGCUUCAGUUCAUGGGUGUUCAAAGCCUCCAAAAGACUCAGUACUUCGAGUACCAGCGGUUCUACAUGCUGCCUGCAGUAACUGAGGUGUGGCAGUCCGAGCAGGCUAUGCUGCUGGACAAGCUACGGGGCCAAGAACUUUGCAUUGCUGGUGAUGGUACAGCGGAUUCCCCUGGCCAUUCUGCUGUUUUCGGCACAUACUCUCUCUUAGAAACUGGGAUCAACCGCAUUAUACAUCUGGAAAUAGUAAAGUCCACUGAGGUUGACUCCAGUAAUCGCAUGGAAAAGGAGGGCUUCCAAAGGUCACUAGAGUAUGUUUGCAAACAGGGAAUGUCAGUGGGCAUGCUUGUCACCGACAGACACAACGAAGUGAAGUCUUUCAUGAGGAAGGCCCACCCUUCGGUGAAACAUCGGUUUGAUGUAUGGCAUGUCGCAAAGGGUAUCAGGAAGAAAAUUCAUGCCACAUCACUGGCAAAGAAGCAUCAGGUUCUGCAGAAAUGGUGCCCCAGUAUCCUGAAUCACCUCUAUUGGUGUGCACGAACCAGCAAUGACAAUGGUGAGCUUGUCCUUGCUAAGUGGCUCACCAUUCUACGGCACGUGAUCGAUAUUCGUGAGCAUCAAGGCCUUCAUGCAAGGUGUGCACAUGGAGACAUUGGAGAUCGGCUUUGGCUUCAUGAAGGGACAGAAACGUUCAAAAAACUGGAGGGGAUAGUCGCUGCACCUCACCUUCUCAAAGACAUCCCAUCGCUCGCUCCCAGCAAGCAAACCUUUGGGCUGGAGGCAUUUCAUGCCGUGAUAAUUCAUUUCGCCCCGAAGUCCUCAAAAUUCACGUACAGUGGGAUGGCUGCACGAACGUAUAUUGCAGCCUUGCACUUCAACCACAAUGCAGACAGGGCUGUAGCCAAAUACAUUGUGCGGUGCUCAAAAGCUCGGAAACACUGGACAUUGGCUGGUGUGAAAACAAAGGCUUCGUAUGGCUACGUCCAGAAGCUUACCGACACCGUGCUUGACCUCUGUGUGCGGUGGCCAUCCUUCACUGUGGCAAGGCAAAAUGUGGAGGAAGCCGUUCAUGAGACCAUGAGCAGCAGAUAUGGUCCUAAGCCCCAGCUGGAAGAAGCUAGACAAGCUCACCACAAGAGAUUCAGCGAAUGAGUGGCAACCCUAGUACUAACUGCAAGUGGGGAACAUAGGGGUUUUACUGAAAGUGAACAAAGAGUCUCAUUCCUAGGAUUUUUGGUUCUCAGUGCUUCGUUUGUCAUGAAUCGGUGGCUUCUGCAGAAGCAUGGGAGGUGGGAACAAACAAUUCUUUUUGGUGCACAUGGUGUGGUGCAUUGCGUUGUGCAUGAUACCCACGUGCAAUAAGGU
Ornithodoros turicata is the source of this 2187-nucleotide messenger RNA. RefSeq lists its product as uncharacterized. The transcript is spliced from 12 exons. The coding region runs from base 127 to 1974 and encodes 615 amino acids. NCBI's taxonomy places the organism in Eukaryota, Metazoa, Arthropoda, Arachnida, Ixodida, Argasidae. The record is from RefSeq and is a predicted model, not a curated record.